AUGCGAUCCACCGCAAGAGCAGUCGCUGCUCUCGCGUCAGCGGCAUUCCUCGCUUUGCCCGCAUCCGCCCAGACGUACACCAACUGCAAUCCUCUUUCACGAACCGACUGCCCGCCGGAUUCAGCGCUCGGCAAGACGGUCAACAUCGACUUUUCCUCGGCAUCCGAUAGCUUCACGGCUCAAGGCAACCCGACCUACGACUCGAACGGCGCCUCCUUCACAGUAGCCAAGUCGGGUGACUCUCCACAACUCACGUCAAAAUGGUAUAUCAUGUUUGGCCAGGUCGACGUGGAGCUCAAGGCGGCGCCAGGUGCGGGCAUUGUCAGCAGCUUCGUCAUGCAGUCUGACUGCCUUGACGAGAUAGACUGGGAGUGGCUCGGUGCCGAUGGCUCAGAGGUCCAGUCCAAUUACUUUGGCAAGGGCCAGACGACCACUUACAACCGCGGUGCUUUCCACGCGAACCCUGGCAACCAAGACGGCUUCAUAAAGUACACCAUCAUAUGGACCUCCGAGCAGAUUGUCUGGCAGAUCGGCGGUCAGACGGUCAGGACCCUUACACCCGCAGAGUCGAGCAACCAGUACCCUCAGACUCCCAUGCAGAUCAAGGUUGGCGCCUGGAGCGGUGGUGAUCCAGCGAAUGCCCCCGGCACCAUUGAAUGGGCUCGAGGACCGACCGACUACUCCCAGGGGCCUUUCACCAUGCAGGUCAAGUCGCUGACCGUCAAAGACUACUCCACGGGCACGCAGUACACAUACGGCGAUCAGAGCGGUACCUGGCAAUCCAUCGAGUCGAACGGCGGACAAAUCAACGGCGGCGGCACACCCAUCGAAGACGAGCCGCCUGCCAUCACCUCCUCAGUCAACGGACAGCCCAUCCCUUUCACCCCGUCCGAGACAUCUGCCUACACCCGACCAAGCGAGUACCCCUGGGUACCUGAUACAACGAUGUCGACUGUACCUCAAGCUACCUACUCCAACUACCCGGGACUCCCAAGCGGGUGGACUGUUUCAGACUCUGGCAAAGUAGUUCCGCCCAGCUUGGCACCUGUCAGUAAGACUUUUCCUUGCCUCCUUUCCUACCCCUAUAGCCAUAUAUGCUAACAUCUCAUCCCAGUCCACAUCCCAAGCCCCUUUGCCUACGCCGUCGUCUGCGGCGUCGCCAUCGGUUUCCAUAGUCUCCUCUGGCGGAUCUGAAGAGGUAAUUACUGCC
Molecule: messenger RNA, 1210 nt
Organism: Trematosphaeria pertusa
Lineage: Eukaryota; Fungi; Ascomycota; Dothideomycetes; Pleosporales; Trematosphaeriaceae
Product: glycoside hydrolase family 16 protein
Exons: 1
Coding region: 1-1101 (366 amino acids)
Biological process (GO): fungal-type cell wall organization; carbohydrate metabolic process
Cellular component (GO): fungal-type cell wall
Molecular function (GO): hydrolase activity, hydrolyzing O-glycosyl compounds; glycosyltransferase activity
Source: RefSeq, a predicted model, not a curated record